This is a messenger RNA of Engraulis encrasicolus (European anchovy), 1164 nucleotides long. Its product is annotated as class I histocompatibility antigen, F10 alpha chain-like. Gene Ontology annotation, cellular component: external side of plasma membrane. The record is from RefSeq and is a predicted model, not a curated record. Lineage: Eukaryota; Metazoa; Chordata; Actinopteri; Clupeiformes; Engraulidae. The coding region runs from base 1 to 1164 and encodes 387 amino acids. The transcript is spliced from 2 exons. Gene Ontology annotation, biological process: immune response.
AUGUUCAGAAAGGAAGUGGUUUUCAAGCCAGAAAUACCCCUCUCUCAGCACCUCUCUCACCUCAGAGUAAACACGUUGCAGGCAGAGUGCUGUGCUCAGGAGAGUGCCAGAGAGCGUAACUCUCUGUACUACGUCUACACGGCCCUGUCAAAGCCAGUCUCUGCUCCUGGCAUCUUUGAGUUUACUGCCAUGGGACUACUGGACGGAGUAAAGAUCGAUUACUACAACAGCGUGGACAAGGUCAAAGUCCCUCAACAGGACUGGAUGAAAGCCAAGCUGCCAGCUGACUACUGGGAGAAAGGGACUCAGUCUCGCGUGAGUAAGGAGCAGUGGUUUAAGGUCAAUAUCAACAUUCUGAUGGAGCGCAUGGGACACAACACAUCUGAUCUCCACACUCUAAUGUGGAUACAUGGCUGUGAGGCUGUCGGAGAGCCAGGCGCUUCUCUUCAGUUUGUGAAAGGUGUUGAUGAGUAUGCCUAUGAUGGCUUGGACUUUCUCUCGUUUGAUGACGACUCAAUGCAGUGGGUGGCACCUGUCAAUGCUGCUCUACUAACAAAACGGAAGUGGGAUGACGUGCCGAUCCUCAACCAGUACACCAAGGGCUACCUGGAGAAGGAGUGUGUGGAGUGGAUGGAUAAAUUCUUGACGUACGGGGACCAAGAAUUCCAGAAACGGCUUACGGAUCAUCCACCAAUUCCUCACCUCUUGAUUAAACAUAGUAGGCCUUCUUCAGAUAGAUACAAGUUAACCUGUAUGGCCACCAGCUUCUAUCCAAAGGACAUCAAGAUUUCCAUUCUGAAGGACGACUGGCCUGAGUGCGAUGGCCACUUGAAUGAUGUCCUGCCCAAUGGGGACGGAACAUACCAGGUCAGGGUGAGUGUGACUGCGAGCAAGUCACAAGCUGAUGCCUAUCAAUGUAAGGUGGCACAUGGGUCCUUAAGCAACCCCAUUGUAGUCAAGUGGAAUCUAGAAGUUACUACCCCACAGCCACUGUCCACCGCCACCUACGGAGCCACCCGCCAUCCCAGACUAUGGACUACGGAGGGCACUGUUGAUGAAACCCCUCAGCUGAACACAGCCACACUGGCCAAGACUGGCUCCCAGAGCUGCGCUGUUUGGGCGCUGGUCACUGCAUUACCAGUGAUGCUUCAUGCAUUGAUUUAA